Molecule: messenger RNA, 261 nt
Organism: Mesorhabditis spiculigera
Lineage: Eukaryota; Metazoa; Nematoda; Chromadorea; Rhabditida; Rhabditidae
Source: the annotation of a GenBank genome assembly
AUGCUGAAGUUCGGCCUCAUCUUCGUGCUGCUCGUCGGCACCUACCCGUCCGAUGCCACGGCCCUGGCUGCUCGGAGUCUGGAUCGUCGACUCGCGGAAGGCGAAGACUGCGAAUAUAGGGCUCUCAUCUGCUACACAUACGAAUGGCUGGCCGCCAAGGGGUUGCCGCACAAUCGCCCAUCCGGUUUUGAGAAGAAGGUUUCUUAUUGCAGCUUUGCCCUGAUUCGUUCAAUUUUGGUCAUUAUUCGGCUGGUUAUUGGG